Messenger RNA from Galeopterus variegatus (Sunda flying lemur), 860 nucleotides. RefSeq names its product hematopoietic prostaglandin D synthase (gene HPGDS). Gene Ontology annotation, molecular function: glutathione transferase activity. Lineage: Eukaryota; Metazoa; Chordata; Mammalia; Dermoptera; Cynocephalidae. The record is from RefSeq and is a predicted model, not a curated record. The coding region runs from base 92 to 691 and encodes 199 amino acids. Gene Ontology annotation, biological process: glutathione metabolic process. The transcript is spliced from 6 exons.
ACUUACUCAUCAUAUAAACCCAAAGUGCAGUCACAGACCCAAGCAUAGAAGACACUAGAGAGUCCACAGAGACACAGCACAAGAUAGCACCAUGCCAAACUACAAACUCACUUAUUUUAAUAUGAGGGGGAGGGCAGAAAUUAUUCGUUACAUAUUUGCUUAUUUGGAUAUAAAGUAUGAAGACCACAGAAUAGAACAAGCUGACUGGCCUGCAAUCAAAUCAACUCUUCCAUUUGGCAAAAUUCCCAUUUUGGAAGUCGAUGGACAUAUCCUUCACCAGAGCCUAUCGAUAGCAAGAUAUUUGACCAAAAAUACAGAUUUGGCUGGAAAAACAGAAAUGGAACAAUGUCAAGUUGAUGCUAUUGUGGACACACUGGACGAUUUCAUGUCACGUUUUCCUUGGGCAGAGAAAAAACAGGAUGCAAAAGAUCAGAUGUUUAAGGAGCUGCUCACAUAUGAUGCGCCUCACCUUCUGCAAGAUUUGGACACAUAUUUAGGGGAAAAAGAGUGGUUUAUUGGUAACUCUGUAACUUGGGCAGAUUUCUACUGGGAUAUUUGCAGUACCACACUUUUGGUCUUUAAACCGGACUUACUGGACAUCCAUCCCAGGCUGGUGACUUUACAGAAGAAAGUCCAAACCAUUCCUGCCAUUGCUGACUGGAUACAACGGAGGCCCCAAACCAAACUCUAGCUGCUACAUGGUGCCUUCAAGCUUUGUUAUUCUUCCCAGCAUCUCUCCCAUCAGACAAGACAGCUAUAUCAGCCUGCCAGAUAAUUCACACACUCCCCUCCCCAGCUUCACUGAGACUUUCACUUUUGCCACAUUCUGCUUAAAAACAGAAGAAAAAAAAAAAAGCAUU